Mesorhabditis belari is the source of this 336-nucleotide messenger RNA. Lineage: Eukaryota; Metazoa; Nematoda; Chromadorea; Rhabditida; Rhabditidae. The record is from the annotation of a GenBank genome assembly.
AUGGAUGUGAUUCAAUUGGCCAAUAUUGGCCCGGCAGCUCCGCUUAAGAGGAACGGAGCCAUUGAACAUUUAGUUCAGCGCCUAUGCAGGAAUAGAGUUGGCUUUUCUCCGACAAUCUUCUUCAAUCCGCUACUUGGACGGGGACAAAUUUUGACUGGUGCUCAGCGACCUCCACAAACUAGUCUUUUGUUGGAACAUCAGCGACAAGUGCACCAACGAGUUUAUUCAGCAAAUCUUGCAGACCAGACAGUACUCUUCGCGCUUUGCGAAGUGCUGCACGAUUUUCAAAUCGGUGACAAAAAGCUAAAUCUUAGGGCUGACAAUUGCGGUCGAAGC